This is a messenger RNA of Chara braunii, 1555 nucleotides long. The record is from the annotation of a GenBank genome assembly. NCBI's taxonomy places the organism in Eukaryota, Viridiplantae, Streptophyta, Charophyceae, Charales, Characeae.
AAGUGGGACCUAGCCCCAGUCUGCCGUUUUGCUUGGGCCCGUUCAGACUGAUAAAGACCUGGCGCAGUGAAGUAAGAAAUAGUUGUCCUCUUUUUUCCAUGAUAUAAAAUAUAUCUCUGUUUGACGAUGUAUAUGCAUAUACACAUGGCAACAGCACGCCUCCGCAUCGGUUCCGCAAGUCCGACCCCAGCGCUAAAGUUGUGGUGCUGUCUUCUGUCCUCUCAGGACCGUGUACAGUAUCCAGGCAGUGCCACGUGUCCCUCCUCUAUCUUCUCUCGCGUUAAGCUCAAUAUUGCGUCCAAGGGGUCUGCACCUGCCCCAUCAGCUUACGUGGCAGUCGCUUUUCCCUCCCUCUGCUUACGUCGUCCGUUGCGUGUUUUGCGAUCUGACGUGGACAAACGGAAAUCGAGUGACGUCAACAAAUGGCGAUCGAGUGAUAAGGAUAAGGAUAAGCGAAAACCACGUGGCAGGGGGGCACGUGCCGCAAAUAGAGGACCAGUCGCUGAGAGGAUGAUGGAAGUAGAUAACGACAAAGUGCAAAGCGCGCCGAUGGCCGCGACAUCGGACGCACUCAUUCCUGAAGAUGCGCUGUUUCUUGGCUUCGACAGCUCCACGCAGUCUCUCAAAGCCACAGUACUGGAUGCUCGACUGCGUCUGGUGCACAGUGAGUCGAUCCAGUUUGAUGCCGCUCUUCCAAAAUAUGCUACCCAAGGAGGGGUACACAGGGUAACAGCACCAACGCUCAUGUGGGUAGAAGCUCUGGACUUGUUGAUGGAGAAGUUACGGGACAGUGGAUGCCCACUCGACAGUGUUCGAGCAAUUUCUGGUAGUGGUCAGCAGCAUGGGAGUGUCUACUGGGCUAGAGGUGCUCGAUCCAUUUUGCAGAGUCUCAAUAGCUCUGAAGGAUUGGGCACACAGCUGCGGAAUGCGUUUGCAAUCAAUGAUUCGCCUAUCUGGAUGGACAGCAGCACACACAAACAGUGCAACGCAAUCGAGGACGCGGUGGGAGGUCCCGAAGCCCUUGCGGUGCUCACAGGUUCACGGGCACAUGAGCGAUUCACAGCGAGUCAGAUUCGCAAGAUCUACGAGACGAGGAGGGUUGAAUAUGAUAACUGUGAGAGGAUUUCCCUAAUCAGCUCUUUUAUGGCAUCCCUGUUGAUUGGAGACUAUGCAAGCAUUGACCAUGGCGAUGGUGGUGGUAUGAACCUUAUGGAUCUCAAAGCUAAGGCCUGGUCAGAAGUGGUCUUGAAGGCGGUCGCACCAGCGCUUGAAGACAAAUUGGGACCUCUCGCAGCUCCGUUCUCAGUUGCAGGACCAAUUCACCCCUACUUUGUAGAAAGGUAGAUAAGCAGGUGUUGGGGUUGUCGGAUUCUCUCUUCUCCUUCUAUACCUCGUCCGCUAACCCCUUGUCAACCCCUACCAACUAGGCCGCCUGGGUCACCUUGGAUGCCGAAGCAGCCCGGCCAGGCAAGGGCCAAGGAAGGUUCCAGCCAAAAAAGAAAACCCAAAAAUCGGGGAAAAAAACAUGUUACGCAAAUAAAUCAACUGAACAACU